Molecule: messenger RNA, 2527 nt
Organism: Oreochromis niloticus (Nile tilapia)
Lineage: Eukaryota; Metazoa; Chordata; Actinopteri; Cichliformes; Cichlidae
Exons: 7
Coding region: 45-1283 (412 amino acids)
Cellular component (GO): plasma membrane
Molecular function (GO): monoatomic cation channel activity
Source: RefSeq, a predicted model, not a curated record
GUUCACUGGGUAGAGCAUCUAAAACGUAGGAGAGUAUAUCUGGGAUGGAUCAAAUGAUUGAAGAAGUGAGUGAAAGAGGAAAACAAAAAUGGCUGGAAAGAGUAAAAAGAGAAUUUCAAAAUGGCCCACUUGCAUCAAAUGUUGUGUUUGGCUUUAUUUUGACGGUCCUGGAAAGGUUGGUGGAGACAGAGUUUGAGUGCCCCUGUAAAGGGACAGACGUGAAUCGUGGGUUUGUGGCUUCAUUCUUCAUCAUUCCAGGGAUUUUGGCCUUUGUGCUGAUGGCUUCAGUUCAAGGACUGAAGUGCUCAUGUGACAAAGACAAUGUAAUCAGAUUCUUUCACUGCCUUGUCCCUGCAUUUGUGUGGACGAUCCUGUUGGUCUUUGAUGGCCGCUACAUUGCUUGUGGAAAGACUGAUUGGUCAGGCAGGUAUGUAACUGCUGACAAAGCUACCCCACUGAAAUGGUGUGAACCAGAGAAUGGUACCUCAUAUCAGGAUAGACUGAAGGACUCUCAGGACUGGUACUUUCACUCUCAGCGGGUUGGACUUGGCUUGGUCUUGGCCCUGGCAUUAGUCUUGGCUUCAGUCCUGAUCACAAACUGCAUCAUGAAUAAACCUAAACAACAGCAAACCAAUCCUCCUGCAGAAAUUCAACCCAGUCUCAAUGCUCCUCCAGAAGCGAGUAAAGAAGGAAAACAAGAAUGGCUGGAAAGAGUAAAAAGAGAAUUUCAAAAUGGCCCACUUGCAUCAAAUGUUGUGUUUGGCUUUAUUUUGACGGUCCUGGAAAGGUUGGUGGAGACAGAGUUUGAGUGCCCCUGUAAAGAGAAAUGCAAUGGUGGGUUUGUGGCUGCAUUCUUCAUCAUUCCAGGGAUUUUGGCCUUUGUGCUGAUGGCUUCAGUUCAACGACCGAAAUGCUCAUGUCACUGCCUUGUCCCUGCAUUUGUGUGGAUGAUCCUGUUGGUCUUUGAUGGCCGCUACAUUGCUUGUGCAAUGACUGAUUGGUCAGGCAGGUAUGUAACUGCUGACAAAGCUACCCCACUGAAAUGGUGUGAACCAGAGAAUGGUACCUCAUAUCAGGAUAGACUGAAGGACUCUCAGGACUGGUACUUUCACUCUCAGUGGGCUGGACUUGGCUUGGUCUUUGUCUUGGCAUUAGGCUUCCUGAUCAUAAUAUGCAUCAUGAAUAAAGAGCAACCCAGUCUCCAUGCUCUUCCAGAUGAAGCUGUCCAACUCCAACCCGUCUCUACCAACACUCCUGACACCAAACCCACUGAAAAAGCAUAGGGCCCCAGUUUCCUUAGGUGUAUCAUCCUUCAUUCAGUGGCCAAGAGAAUAUUGCAGUCCGAGAGAUAAAAGUCCACGUUUUGAGAUGUGGAGGUGGAAAUGGUCAGACGUAUAUUAACUAGGAAAUUGUAACUUUCAUGCUGUUUAGGAGGGUUGUGUUUUGGACUUUGAUGAACUUUUACUUACUUUUUUCUGCAGGAUUUUGCAUCGGCACCACCUUGCUUCACCUUUUGUUAUUUUUUCUGUUUGAUUAAAAACAUGCAAAGUCUGUAUGUGUUGUGGGGAUCAGGGAAAUUAUUUUACUGCUAUUGUUCAUAUUACCAUGGCAUUAAUAAUUAAUAUUGAUAUUGCAUUCAGAUGUUCAAACAUACUGGUAUUAUAUUAGCCUUUAUUACAGGUCCAGUAAGAACCACUUUAAACUGUUGAGUUGAAUCUAUAAUCUUAAAUGCUUUUGAAUGCUUAUAUAAUCUUAAAUGUUUAUAUGCAGAUUGCAUUGUAAAAGAAAGGCCUAACGCUGAGUAUACUCUGUGCCAAAAUAAGACAGGAAACUGCAUGCUUUGCAAAAGUGAAACCGAAAGCAGAGUCUAAGUGCAAGUUAUUUUGAGGAGCUGUUUGGAUGAUGCUAUUUGAAUAACCAGGUUAUUCUUUAUUAUCUUUUAUUCAUUUAUAUCUUUUGAUUAAGCUUUUAGUAGAGGUUCUUGAUUAAAACAUUUAUUCAGUAGAUUACAUAUACAUAGUUUCAGUUCGGUUAUUACAUAUAUGAGAGUGGCUUCUGUCUCUCUGUCUGGUGAGAGGUCAGGAGCUAGUCGGCGAGGUGAAAUAGGGUGCAAUUGUGGUUAGCACACACACACACACUCAGUUAGAGAGAAUCAUUUAUAGGUGAAAGUUUAACCAUGUUUUGCUUGCAACUGCAAAAUUGUGUCUGCACAAGUGACAGUGUGCCUUAAGACAUGCUGCUGAUGUUCUGAGAUAAGCGGGCGUCCGGUGGCGACAGGAAGACACCUGGGAUGGAGACGAGGCGAUGUUCUUUUUAAUUGUGUUAAAAGUUGUUAAGAGAACAUUUGUGGUUUUGAAAAUUCUCCAUGUCCGGUAUUUGUUUGAUGUAUGAGGGGGCGUCGGUAAACAUACCCUGAUGCUAUAAAACGAUUGUCUUGUGUAUUAUUGGGCGGAGAUCUACAGCUGAUGUUGUGCAGUGUACAUCUCCCCACGCUGCGUGUGUUCAUUAAAAUCAAUUGUUUGACCAA